GGAAACAGUAUACACGUCCACUGAAAGCUGCAGUCGCUAGCAAAAGGCCAUUCGCUGUAGCUUUUUUAAUUUUUAACUGAAUCUCUCGAAAAUGUCAGAAAUGCAAACAGUACCGAAUGCAGAGAUGCAAAACCUCGGAGACGGAGAGCAGGCUGGAAAAAACGUGAAAAAUGUGCUUCAGUCAGAAGAGCAGAGAACACCUGGGAAUGUUACAGGCAAGAUCUCGGAACUUGUUGUUGGGAAUAAAACCCAAGGUCCCAGAAUUACAAAAGCGUUUUUAAGGGACCACUGCAAGCGAAACAAGUUGUACCUGACACCAAGUUUAAAUGAUGCACUUUAUCUUCACUUCAGAGGUUUUACAGUAAUCGAGGGUCUGGAGGACUACACGGGUCUGCGCUGUCUCUGGCUCGAGUGUAAUGGGAUCCAGAAGAUUGAGAACCUGCAGAAUCAGACAGAACUACGCUGUCUUUUCAUCCACCAGAAUCUGAUUCAAACACUCCAAAACCUGGAACCGCUCACCAAACUCAACACACUCAAUGUGUCAAACAACUACAUUAAGGUCAUUGAGAACAUCUCUUGCUUGACUGAGCUGUCCACACUCCAGAUUUCCCAUAAUAAACUGGAGAGUGUGAGUGAUUUGCAGGGGCUGUGCCACUGUCCCUCCAUCUGUGUUCUGGACCUGUCACAUAACUGCAUCAAUGACCCCGAAAUUCUGACUGUACUGGAGAAGAUGCCCAAUCUGAGAGUGCUAAACCUCAUGGGUAAUGGCGUUAUUAAGAAAAUCCCCAACUACAGGAAGUCACUAAUCCUUCGUCUGAAGGUGCUCACAUACCUGGAUGAUCGCCCCGUAUUUCCUAGGGACAGGGCUUUUGCAGAGGCCUGGGCCACUGGAGGUUUGGAAGGAGAACGUAAAGAAAGGGAAUUAUGGCAGUUAAGAGAAAGACAGAAAACAAAAGAGAGUUUGGAUGCCAUGAGACUCAUCAAAGAAAAUGCUCAGAAGGAACAACGUGCUCGAGAGCAGCAGGAGAAGAAUGGAAUCUCUAAACCCAUAGAAGAUCAGAACGUGUCGAGGGAAGAGCUUGAACUCAAACAGACUGAGCAAGUGCAGAAGGAAUCAGUCAUAUUGGAGGAGGAGGUCAUCCAGAUUGCAGCAGAGACGCUCCAGUCAGACCCAGAGAAGGAACUAGUUGUGUCCGCAACUUUAGAUGUUAAGCAGAUGAACCAAUCAAGUUUAGAAAUGGAGCCGCCUCUUCAGUCAGAGUCAGACACAAACAACAGUCUGCAACAAGCGUCCUUAAUAGAUGAGGUUAAUUCUACAGGGCUUAAUGAGAAGUCAGGACAAGAGCAACAUCAAAAUCAUGUUACAUCAGAAAGGAAUCAGGAGAGAAAUCGAUCUUGGGCUGAAGCUGAAGAUCUACUCCCAGUAUCAUGCAAACAGGGUCCUGUCACUGAACUUGUCCCAGAUGAUGAAUUACAGAACACUGUUUUAUCAGACAUUUCAUUGCUGACCAUUAGUGAUCUUCCUGAUCUGGAUGAUCUGGACACUGCCAGCAUAAACAUGAUGCCUCAAGUGUUCCGGCCAAAAAUCGAGGUCAUCUCAGACUGCGAGAGUAACUCAGAACUGCAAGAAACGUCUCCCGAUUUCUCAAUCUUUGGUAGCUUUGCUCCCAAAAACAUAUGAUUCCGUCCUGGCAAAGCUGUUCCGAACAAAGCAUGGACAGUUAGCUAACAGAAAUAAAGCUCCAUCACACAUUCUUUCUUGUGUUAAUGCAAUGCACACUUUCCUUGACUGUAAAACUACAA
Messenger RNA from Silurus meridionalis, 1803 nucleotides. RefSeq names its product dynein axonemal assembly factor 1 (gene dnaaf1). The transcript is spliced from 10 exons. The record is from RefSeq and is a predicted model, not a curated record. Lineage: Eukaryota; Metazoa; Chordata; Actinopteri; Siluriformes; Siluridae. Bases 92 to 1681 code for a protein of 529 amino acids. Gene Ontology annotation, molecular function: protein binding.